AUGUUUUGGCAAUGUUUUACCUUGCUAAUAGUACUACCGAGCCUAUUUAUUGGAGUUCUUUUAUUUGGAGCGUUUGUGAUCAUUCCUUGUGCAUUUAUAUUUGCAUCAUGGUACAUGCGAAUCAAGGAAAGAAAGCUGCAGAGAAGACAACGGGAUGGAGCGAAUGUGGCAUUCUUUCAUCCUUAUUGUAAUGCUGGAGGAGGCGGUGAGAGGGUGUUAUGGGUCGCCAUUAAGGCUAUUCUGUCCAGAUAUCCAGAUACCCACAUCUUUAUAUACACAUUGGAAACAGCAGAACCUAAAACUAUUUUAGAUAAAGUUCAAAACCAAUUCAAUGUAAAGAUAGAAGGAAGUAGUGUAAACUUUAUAAGGCUUACACUAAAGAAGUCUAUUGAGGCAAAGACAUAUCCUUACUUUACACUUCUUAUGCAGAGCCUGGGAUCUAUGGUCCUAGGAAUGGAGGCUUUUGUUAAAUUUAAUCCAGAUAUCUACAUAGACACAACUGGAUGCGCAUUUACCUAUCCUAUAUUCCGGUACUUGGCUCAGUGUCCUGUAGGUUGUUAUACACAUUAUCCAACAAUAACGCCCGCUAUGAUGCGCCGUGUAAAACAUCGUAUCACAUCAUAUAAUAAUUCCAGUAUAAUUGCUCGUAACCCUAUACUCACUUGGUGCAAACUAAUGUACUAUAGGAUAUUUGGAUGGUUAUAUAGUGUAGUUGGUCGUUGUGCUGACAUUGUGAUGGUAAAUGGUACCUGGACUGAGGAACACAUUAACGAGUUGUGGGGUAUUCCACUUAACACGCAUCGCGUUUAUCCUCCAUGCGAGGUAUCAGAACUCAAAAAGCUGCAUUCCUUUGUAAAGGACUCAGAUCCCAUUCGAAUACUGUCAGUGGCACAGUUCCGUCCUGAAAAAGAUCACCCACUUAUGCUUCAGGCUAUGUAUGAGUUAAGGAAUCUUCUGGUUAACAAUGAAUUACUGUGGAAUAAGAUAAAACUACUUUUAGUCGGAUCAUGUCGCAAUGAAGAGGAUAAGGAGCGAGUUCAGAACCUAAAAGAUUUGGCCAAACACUUGUCCAUUGAAGACAAUGUUCAAUUCAUUGUCAACGCUUCCUAUGCUCAGUUGUUGCAGCUAUACCAGACUAGUUCAAUGGCUAUACACGCCAUGUGGAACGAGCAUUUUGGCAUCAGUGUAGUAGAAUGCAUGGCAGCCGGGCUGAUCACAGUAGCACACAGAUCCGGUGGACCACUGGCAGAUAUUAUUGAAACCUCACCAGCUUCACAAACUGGUUUCCUUGCUGCAGAGCCCGAUGAAUAUGCCAGAGCCAUUCUUGAAAUUAUUGCGUUGCCCACACAUGAGAAGAAUAAUAUUAUUGAGGCAGCUAGGGCAUCGGUAGAUCGGUUUUCUGGGAUGGAAUUUGAGAAGUCAUUUCUACGAGCAAUGGAACCUUUAAUGAUGCUUUAA
Leptosia nina is the source of this 1458-nucleotide messenger RNA. The record is from the annotation of a GenBank genome assembly. Lineage: Eukaryota; Metazoa; Arthropoda; Insecta; Lepidoptera; Pieridae.